Ahaetulla prasina is the source of this 1532-nucleotide messenger RNA. It is a transcript of the gene MSI1, whose product is annotated as musashi RNA binding protein 1. The transcript has 15 exons. NCBI's taxonomy places the organism in Eukaryota, Metazoa, Chordata, Lepidosauria, Squamata, Colubridae. Gene Ontology annotation, molecular function: RNA binding. Gene Ontology annotation, cellular component: cytoplasm. Bases 146 to 1219 code for a protein of 357 amino acids. The record is from RefSeq and is a predicted model, not a curated record.
GGCGGGCCCGUCCCUCCCUUCCCCUCCCCGCCCGGCUGAGAGGGGUCGGGGGAGGGGGCAGCAUGGCCUGGCCGUCCGGCCCCUUUUCCAGCGCUCAGCUGCCCCGGGAGUGUGGCGCUGGUCCUCGCCGGGAGAAGUAGCCCGAAUGGAGACCGAAGCCAGCCAGCCCGGCCUCGCCUCUCCGGACUCGCCGCACGAUCCCUGCAAAAUGUUCAUCGGGGGACUGAGCUGGCAAACGACGCAAGAAGGCUUGCGGGAAUACUUCAGCCAGUUUGGCGAGGUGAAGGAGUGCCUGGUCAUGAGGGACCCGCUGACCAAGCGAUCCAGGGGCUUCGGCUUCGUCACAUUCAUGGACCAGGCCGGGGUGGACAAGGUGCUGGCCCAAUCCAGGCACGAGCUGGACUCCAAAACGAUUGACCCCAAAGUCGCCUUCCCUCGCAGAGCGCAGCCUAAGAUGGUAACACGGACUAAGAAAAUAUUUGUAGGCGGCCUGUCUGUGAAUACCACCGUGGAGGAUGUCAAACAAUACUUUGAGCAGUUUGGGAAGGUGGAUGAUGCCAUGCUGAUGUUUGACAAGACAACUAAUCGGCACCGAGGGUUUGGGUUUGUCACCUUUGAAAGCGAAGAUAUCGUGGAGAAAGUCUGCGAGAUCCACUUUCAUGAGAUCAACAACAAAAUGGUGGAAUGUAAAAAAGCUCAGCCAAAGGAAGUGAUGUCGCCCACCGGCUCCGCGAGGGGACGCUCCCGGGUGAUGCCUUACGGAAUGGACGCCUUCAUGUUGGGCAUCGGCAUGUUAGGGUACCCAGGUUUCCAGGCGGCCACCUACACAAGCCGGAGCUACACCAGCAUUGCACCUGGCUAUACCUACCAGUUUCCCGAAUUCCGGGUAGAGCGGACCCCCCUCCCGAGUGCCCCUGUCCUCCCUGAGCUCACAGCCAUACCCCUCACUGCUUAUGGACCAAUGGCGGCGGCGGCGGCAGCAGCGGCCGUGGUGCGAGGGACAGUGUUGCUUCCUCCGGUAGGUUCCACCCCAAGCCGCACCGGCGGCUUCCUGGGCACCACCAGCCCCGGGCCCAUGGCCGAGCUUUAUGGAGCAGCCAAUCAGGAUUCAGGAGUCAGCAGUUACAUCAGUGCGGCGAGUCCCGCCCCCAGCACCGGCUUUGGCCACAGCCUAGGGGGGCCCUUGAUUGCAACGGCAUUUACUAACGGUUAUCAUUGAAGCUGAGGACCAAGAAAACAGAUGAUCCCCCAGGAGAGUGAGCUGGAGGACUCGGCAGAGACCCGGAGGGAUGAGCCAAGAUUUCAUUUUCGUUCAAAAACUGCACACUUGUGGCUGUUAGCUGGGCUCCGGCCAGCCCCCCCUCCUGCUGGCCAGAAAGCACUGGAUUGGGAGGCCAGGAGGAGAACUCCUCCGCCUCCUCUGCUACUAACCACAGACCGUUUACACUUCUCCCAAGCCUCUGACCCACUGCUUCUACUUUUAUUUAUUUUCUUAGCCUGUUAGUUCUUUUUUUAAAAAAAAAAUUUUUUGG